AUGCAUAACUUGGAUAAUUUUUUUAAGAAUUUGAUUGCAAUUAAUGCCGAUUUGGGAUCAAAGAAUAAUUUGCAGUUUGAAAGUGUUGUUGGAAGAGGUGGGUUGUUUUUGGAAGAGUCGGUUCCUGCAUCAUUUGUUUCUUUGGUUUCAUCGAGUAAAUCGAUUUCGGUGGCGGUUUCGUGUUGCCGGAGGAGGGGGAGGAGCCGCCGGAGAGGGCGACUGAUCGGCGGGGGUGGGUUUUUGUCGGUGACACUUUCGUCAAUUAAGGAUGGUGAAGAGUUUGGUGCGGAGGAGUCAGUGUCUGGUGGCGUUGUAGGAAAAAUUGAGGAAAAGAGCGGGGAGAGUGAGAAUGGGAACGAGAGUGAAACGGUGGCGUUGAAGGAUGUUGUUAACGAGAAGAAGGGGAGGCUGCACGGAGGAGGUGGUACUCUGAACACUGCUAAGCAUCUCUGGGCUGGCGCCGUUGCUGCCAUGGUCUCGAGAACGUUUGUUGCUCCAUUGGAGAGAUUAAAGCUGGAGUAUAUUGUUCGUGGUGAACAGAAGAAUCUUCUUGAACUCGUUAAGACAAUAGCAUCUUCUCAAGGGCUCAGAGGAUUUUGGAAAGGAAAUUUUGUCAAUAUUUUACGUAUAGCUCCAUUUAAGUCUAUCAAUUUCUAUGCAUACGAUACAUACAGAAAUCAGCUUCUCAAGUGGUCUGGAAAUGAGGAGACAACAAAUUUUGAAAGGUUACUUGCUGGUGCAGCUGCUGGAAUUGCUGCAACUGUUCUCUGUAUACCUAUGGACACUAUCAGGACUGUUAUGGUAGCUCCAGGGGGUGAAGCCUUGGGAGGAUUAAUUGAUACUUUCUGCCACAUGAUCCGAACUGAAGGAUUCUUCUCUCUUUACAAGGGCUUAGUUCCCUCUAUCAUCAGCAUGGCACCUUCUGGUGCUGUUUUUUACGGUGUUUAUGAUAUAUUAAAAUCAGCGUAUCUGAAUUCACCGGAAGGAGUAAAAAGGAUUCAACAUAUGAAACAACAAGGUGAAGAUUUGAAUGCUUUCGAACAACUCGAGCUGGGCACAGUAAGAACUUUGAUAUAUGGAGCAAUUGUCGGUGCAUGUUCUGAAGCUGCUACUUACCCAUUUGAAGUUGUGAGAAGACAGCUUCAGAUGCAAGUUCGAGCAACGAAGAUGAAUGCAUUACAAACUGGCAUUAAGAUAGUCGAACAUGGUGGCUUUCCUGCACUCUAUGCUGGAUUGAUCCCGAGCUUAUUACAGGUUUUACCAUCGGCUGCCAUUAGUUAUUUUGUCUACGAGUUCAUGAAGAUAGUCAUUAAAGUGCAAUAA
This is a messenger RNA of Fraxinus pennsylvanica, 1323 nucleotides long. The record is from the annotation of a GenBank genome assembly. NCBI's taxonomy places the organism in Eukaryota, Viridiplantae, Streptophyta, Magnoliopsida, Lamiales, Oleaceae.